AUGGGCUCUAUCGGAUCCUCCCAUCAUGACCCGCAACUCGCAGCCUCCGCGUCCAGCAACGAGGCCGCGGACAUGAUCACGCUGGACUGCUCCAAGCUUCACGGGUCCGCCGCCGAACGAGGCGAAGCGCUCCGCCAGCUCGACCACGCCCUGCAAACCUACGGCUUCAUCUACCUAGCCAACCACGGCAUGCCGGCGGAGCUGACCAACCGCCUCCACUCCAAGCGCUUCUUCGCCCUCGACGCCGCCACCAAGAACCUCAUCCCGCGGCCCGCCAGCGACGCCCUCGAGGACCACCUCGGCUACGCCGAGUACGGCGUCGGCCACAUCAGCCAGCUGGUCUUCGACGAGGCGGCCGUCGAAGCCCACCGCCGCGCGUCCCCGGACCACAAGGAGACCCUGGAGGUCGGCAACCCGGCCGACCCGAAGAACCGGUGGCUGCCGGAGUCCGUCUUCCCGGGGUUCCGCGCCUUCUACACGCGCUUCUGGGACGCGUGCAACGAGGUCGAGGCCGCGCUGCGCCGCGCGCUCUGCGACAUCCUCGCCAUCGAGCCCGACACGCUGUGCCGCAUGCAGAGCCAGCGGUUCGGCCACAUCAGCUUCCUCCACUAUCCGCAGAUGGUGCUGCAGUCAGCCUCGGCCACCACGGCGGCGGGGGAUUCCGCGGGGGGCCAAGGCCCGCGUCGAUUGAACGCGCACACCGACUACGGCGGCCUGACCCUCGUCUUCCAGGACCACGUGGGCGGGCUGGAGGUGCACGACGGCGCCGUCUUCCGGCCGGUGGCGCCCAAGCCCGGCACGAUCGUCGUCAAUGUCGGCGAUAUGCUGGAGCGGCAGUCAAAUGGGCGGUGGAAGAGCGCCUUGCAUCAGGUCGUGGGGCCGCGCGAGGAGACGCUGGGUGCACGCUCGGAUGCGGGCAAGCUGGUCUUCGAUCGCUACUCGAUUGCGUAUACCGGGGCAGUGGACCCCGAGGUCAUGAUCGAGACGUUGCCGGGCUGUGACGUGCCGGGGACAUGGAGGCCCAGUAUGGCCGACUGGGACCAGGAGAAGCCGGUGACCUCCUAUGAAUGGCUGACGAAACGGGUGGCAGCCGAGUAUCACCAGGGCUGA
This is a messenger RNA of Aspergillus aculeatus ATCC 16872, 1110 nucleotides long. RefSeq lists its product as uncharacterized. The coding region runs from base 1 to 1110 and encodes 369 amino acids. Lineage: Eukaryota; Fungi; Ascomycota; Eurotiomycetes; Eurotiales; Aspergillaceae. The record is from RefSeq and is a predicted model, not a curated record. Gene Ontology annotation, molecular function: dioxygenase activity. The transcript is spliced from 2 exons.